AUGGAGUCGGAAAAAGCUGCUUUGGAAACCAAAGAACCUGUUGUCUCAGUCCCCUCGCAGGAGCCAGAGUCUGACGAAGAUGCUGGAAAGCGCCCGCCCCCUCUUUGGGCGAAGCUGUUUGCUGUGUUCCUUAUUUCUUGCAUCAGUUUUGGGUCUCGUUGGAGUUCGGGAGUAACGGGCGCAAUGAAAAGCACAAUUAAGAAGCAAAUGCACAUCUCAAAUACCCAGUUCUCUCUGCUCGAGGCAAGUGAAGACUUUAUGGCUACCCUGCUUCUGUUGGCCAGCGGUAUCAUCACGGAUCGCGUGGGAGGAGCUGGAAUGAUCGUGUACGGAAACAUUGUCUAUACUAUCGGGUCCAUCCUAGUCGCAGCAGCAACAACCGUUCGGUCUUUCAAAUUCAUGAUCGGCGGUCGAAUUAUCCUGGCCUUCGGAGAUAUCGCCACCCAGAUUGCCCAAUACAAAAUGUUUUCGUCAUGGUUCCCCCCCAGCAAUGGAUUUGCAUCCACCUUAGGAUUCGAACUGGCCAUUGGAAAGAUCGGUGGUUUUGUCGGAAAGUCAACGGCCAAUGUCAUUGCAAAGAACACUGGCAACUUUGCCUGGGUCUUCUGGACAUCGGUCUUUAUGAACGUUUUCACCAAUGCCGCUACCUUCGUUUUCUGGGUUUUCAACCGCUACUGUAACCAGCAUUACAAAGGCAGACAAGAUGCAGCAACCAAAGAGACUCUGACGGAGAAGAAUAAGAAGUUUGAGCUGCAGAAAAUGUUCCAACUCCCGUGGAUGUUUUGGUCGGUCCUGGCUUUCUCUCUGUUUCAGACCAGUACUGCCUCUGUGUUCACUCAAAAUUCGACGGAGCUGGCUGAAAAACGCUUCAACGUUGAUUCGAUCAAGGCGGGCUGGUAUAGCUCUUUGUCUCAAUAUGCUGGCUUCUUUUUGGUUCCGUGUCUGGGCAUUUUCAUCGAUGUCUUCGGAAACAGAGCGAGUGUUUUAUGUGUGUGUGGCAUCGGCAUGUUCCUGAGCAUGAUUCUAGUCAACUUCGCGGCCACCAAAUCUGGCACCGCCGCAUCAUUCGGAAUUUUUGCCAUCGCCAUGUCCCUAGGCCCGACUUCGAUCAUUGAUAGCAUUCGCACCACUCUAUGGCACCAGUCUGUCUUUGGGUCGGCGUACGCCCUCAAGGUGACCAUGAAUAAUGCUGUGAGCAUUAUCAUCCGAAUUAUCACCGGUGCUCUGCAAGAUGCCGAUAACGAUUCGUACGAUCGAGUCGUCCGGGUUUAUCUCUUUCUGGCCGUUUGUGCCGUUAUUGUUGGUAUAGCCAUCUUGAUCGGGGCUGUGACGAGCAACAACCUGGCCCCCUUGCAAUGGACCAGAAAACAACGAUUAACUCUGGGUCCGGAGAUCAUCGCAGCAAUUCGAGAAAAGCAUCUAGUGACUAAUUAUUCACGCAGCAAGUGGAUUUCGGUGUCCUGCUUCAGUCUUUUGCUAUCGGUCACAGUGGGUAGCUGGGUGGCGUAUAUUUGGGGAGCGGUGACUGGGAACAAUUCAUAG
This is a messenger RNA of Aspergillus steynii IBT 23096, 1542 nucleotides long. Its product is annotated as putative MFS transporter. The transcript has 8 exons. Lineage: Eukaryota; Fungi; Ascomycota; Eurotiomycetes; Eurotiales; Aspergillaceae. Gene Ontology annotation, biological process: transmembrane transport. The record is from RefSeq and is a predicted model, not a curated record. The coding region runs from base 1 to 1542 and encodes 513 amino acids. Gene Ontology annotation, molecular function: transmembrane transporter activity.